Exophiala viscosa is the source of this 1386-nucleotide messenger RNA. RefSeq lists its product as uncharacterized. NCBI's taxonomy places the organism in Eukaryota, Fungi, Ascomycota, Eurotiomycetes, Chaetothyriales, Herpotrichiellaceae. The coding region runs from base 94 to 1104 and encodes 336 amino acids. The record is from RefSeq and is a predicted model, not a curated record. Gene Ontology annotation, molecular function: oxidoreductase activity. Gene Ontology annotation, cellular component: mitochondrion. The transcript is spliced from 2 exons.
GCCGUCAACAGUAGCAAUAGGAUUUGAGCCUCGCAGGAAAACAUUCAUACUGCACACCAGCAGAACUACCCACUCUGUUACCCUUCUACGAGCAUGAAGGCAAUACAGCUUCCAGCUCUUGUGAAGAGCCCAGAUGGGCUCCAAGUUUCCAGCCUUCCGGACCUCAAACCUUCCCCAACAAAAUAUGUCAUUCGUAUUCGUGCAUGUGCCAUGAAUUUCUUUGACAUCUUGCAAAUUCAAGGCAAGCACCAACAAAGACCACCUCUUCCCUUCAUUGCAGGCAAUGAAUUUGCUGGAGAGGUUCUCGCUGUACCGACAGGCACAAAAUGGAACCAUACUUUCAAGGUUGGAGAUGGUGUUUUUGGAGCAGGUCUGGGGGCAUUUGCGACCAUGAUCUUGGCCGAGGAAGUGGAUCUGAGACCCAUUCCUAAAGGGUGGGGUUACAAGGAAGCGAGCAGUCUUUUCUACACAGCACCAACGGCGUAUGCGGCGCUCAUUCUACGAGCUCGGGCAAAGAAAGGUGACUAUGUCCUUGUUCACGGCGCUGCGGGUGGCGUUGGCCUUGCAGCGGUAUCCAUCGCAAAGUUUCUCGGCAUGACCGUGAUUGCAACCUCAAACACGCCCAACAAAAUGGAGAUCGCGCGCAAAUUUGGUGCCGACCAUGUCGUCGAUUCGAACGGCGACUGGGCAAGUACGGUCAAGAAACACACGCCAGGAGGCCGUGGUGUGGACGUAGUGCUUGAUCCGCUCGGUCUUAUCAAUCAAAGCUUGAAGUGCAUUCGCUGGGACGGACGGCUUGUGGUGAUCGGCUUUGCCGCAGGGGAGAUUGAAAAAAUUGCCACGAACCGAAUACUACUGAAGAAUGUGUCCGUCAGCGGCCUUUUCUGGGGCGAGUAUGCUAAUCAGGAUCCGGAGGCUGUGACUCAGGUCUGGAACAUAUUGCUCAAAGUGAUCGACAAAGGUGGGAUCAAGAGUAUCGCCUACACCGAACGUACUUUCUCUGGAUUAGAGUCGGUGUCAGAUGCACUAAAACUACUCAGUACGGGUACGGCAUGGGGAAAGAUCGUGGUGGAAUUGUCCGGGGAUGAGAAGAGUAGGCUGUGAAACAACCAGGGCUGGGACAAGUAUAUCAAGACAUAUUUCUUGUAUGCAUUUGUCAAACAGUGUGCAUGAUAUGAUACAUUGAAUUCUCUGCCUUUUUAUAACUACCUAUGUACUUACUACGUAUUUAUAGGUGAGAGAGGCAUCAUUUACCCACUUCCUAUAAUCGUGAUUUACCUACUAAUCGAGACCUCGUCGUCGCCCUUAAACGCUAGUGUAACAAGGCGCUAUCAGACUAUUGAAUAGUGCGGCAAGCUAUCGCGUAAUCUUGCCGUUUAAUAUACC